Molecule: messenger RNA, 4795 nt
Organism: Limulus polyphemus (Atlantic horseshoe crab)
Lineage: Eukaryota; Metazoa; Arthropoda; Merostomata; Xiphosura; Limulidae
Product: irregular chiasm C-roughest protein-like
Exons: 15
Coding region: 283-2640 (785 amino acids)
Biological process (GO): cell-cell adhesion
Cellular component (GO): cell-cell junction
Molecular function (GO): cell adhesion molecule binding
Source: RefSeq, a predicted model, not a curated record
AUUGUCGAGGAAACUUUAGAACUAUAACGUCUCUGUAUGCGUGCACCCAUCAAUAAAUGCAAUGCAUUACUUAAAGCUGUCUUCGUGAAAAUGCAUGCACAAGCUUUAAAAUUUCUGUCACGUGUUUGAAAAGUGCUUAUUUAAUCUCUAUCUAGUAAGUCGAAUACUGAUUUAGUUGCUACGAACCUGUAGUCGAUCUAUGACCUGCCUGGCGAUUGUUUCUCGGGACAGGUUAAACGUGUUGCUUGAGUCAAGGUGAGCAUCGGUUUCCAUGGCUUACAGAUGUCAAAGAACUUUACGAUGAAAAUUUCGAAGACGAUACAGUGUUCAAAAGGAACGUUUUGUAAAAUGUCUUUAAAAAACACAGUUAUGGAGUUUCGUUGGAAAACAUCAUUUCUUCGUUGUUUACGUUCGCUAUUUCUUCUAGUUCACCUAGUCUGUACUCAGAUGGCGCUGUCCCAAGGAUCUCCAUUAGAUGUUAUCCAACAGUCAUUUGCUAUUGAACCUGCAGACAGAACAGCCAUUCAAGGCGACACCAUUGUUUUACCAUGUCGAGUAUUGCAUAAGAAGGGAACCUUACAAUGGACUAGAGAUGGGUUUGGACUUGGUUCGGAGAGGUCACUAGCUGGAUUUCCUCGUUAUACUAUGGUCGGCAGUGACGAGGAAGGGGAUUUCUCACUUCAAAUUACGAAUGUCAAUCUAGAAGACGAUGCCAUAUUUCAGUGUCAAGUUGGAGCUUCGGAUGGAAUAAAAGGAAUUCGUUCUCGAAGCGCAGCCUUCACAGUUUAUGUCCCCCCAGAGCCCCCUCGAAUUGUUCAGAGCGACUUUCUGGAAACCACUGCUGGAAUGACAGUAGAACUAACGUGCGAGUCUAAUGGAGGAAAGCCGCCUGCAGAGUUGGCGUGGUUGGAUGGAGAUGGCAACGUAGUAACGCAGGACAUACAUCUCACUACACAUCUUCUGGGUGACAAAAAAAGAGCUAACGCUGCACUCAAGUGGACGUUUAAACCACGUCGAGAGCAUGAUGAAAAAACAUUUUCAUGCAGAUCUGAGAAUCCUGCAAUAAAACAACCAAUGGUGGCUACAAUAAAACUUGCUGUUAAAUAUCCCCCUGAAGUUACUCUAACGGCAAACAGGAAAAAAAUCUCGGAGUUCGAUGAUGUUGAAUUCACUUGUGACGCCGUAGCGAAUCCAAAGGAUGUCAAAUACAAAUGGUACAGAAAUGACGAGUUGAUUCCAGAACACCACGUCACAACUCUCUUUCUCAAUAAAGUCACACGGCAACUCAAUGGACAGACAAUCAGCUGUGAAGUGGGCAACAAAAUAGGAACUACAAAAUCCACUUAUUCUUUAAACAUUGAUUAUGGUCCAGUAUUUAAGUCAUCUUUGGAGAACAUAGCAGCAGAUUUAGACAAGGAAGUACGAUUGGUAUGUGCCGUAGAUAGCAAUCCUCAUCCUGAAAUAACGUGGACUUUCGAGAAGAGCUCGCAGGUCGUUGGGACCGAUAGAGAGCUCGUGAUCCCAAAAAUGACUCCAGAAAGAACAGGAAGAUACACUUGUCAUGCUUCAGUAACAGGAUUUCCUGAGCUGUCUGCUGACUCGUUGGUCUUUAUAAAAGGACCUCCCAUCGUUAAAGGACCUGAUAUUCAGUAUGGUAUUGAAGGGCAGAAGGUGAAGGUAGAAUGUUUAAUCACCUCAGUUCCAGAGCCUUCCCGAGUAGUUUGGAUGAAGCAGUCCAAGGUGGUAGAUAUUGACAACACGGAAGGCUACGAGAUCGUAACAGAGCACUUACCCGACGGUCUCAAGAAUUUGCUGAUCAUCCACAAAGCAGAGGAGAGUGACUUCGGCGACUAUAACUGCUCCGCUUGGAAUACUUUAGGCCACGAUAGCAUGCUUAUAUCUGUCAGAAGACAAACGUGUGAUGAUGUUGGUGGCGGCGUAACGACUUUACUUUGCUCUGUGACAGAAAAUCUUCCGAUGAUGAUAAUCUUGGCUGGUGUUAUUGGAGGGAUUGUUCUUAUAGUUUCUAUAACCAUAGUGAUAAUUCUUUGUCUUCGUAGAAAGCCUGCAGUAAAAGUUGAUGACUUUGGUCAAGAAAACAAAGCAAAACAGUCAGACUCGGCGUCAUCUGGUGACUCUGAUUUGAAAGUGGAAAUUCGAACUGCUUCAUCUUUAUCAAAUAACGAGCAUGAAAGAAGUUGGGAGGAAACUAGUGAUACAGCACGUGUACAAGAUCCUCCCGAUAUCUAUAAGUACAACAUGGAUUAUACUGAACCAAAGUUUGCUCCAAAAUUGGAAACUCAAAACAACAACGGUUAUAUCCCGUAUGUGGAUUUCUCCAGAGAUUAUAAUGCACAAAUAGUACACUUGAACUCUAGUCGAGACAGUGGUCUCUACGAUAGCUCUCCGCAGCUUCUUAAUGACUUGGGAAACCCUAUGGAUCCAAAUUUCCGACCAGCUUAUUCUAAUCCUUACAUGAGAACUUCACAGGCCAGCCUGUCUCCAGACCACGUUAUUUACGGCAGUACUAGAGGAAACAGCCCCAAACCCCAAGUACCUUCCCUGCCUCCUAAUCAUUACAUCACCAGUCAACAAAUUCCAAGCCAUUUAAAGCCUGGAACUUUAGCAACGCAUGUCUGACAGUGGGAGGAAAGUAUACUGUGACUUAACAGUAUACUGCCAUUGCUCAUCAGUCUGUCAGCUUACAUCAACAGCUCAAGUGGCCCGUUAAUUGUUCGUAUUUACAUAUAUAGCGGGCUUCCUUACUUGUCUGAUUUACCUGGAAGUAAGAAGCUUCAGCGAAGGAAAUGGUAAUUUAUUAUUAUGCUCUUAUGCUGGAUGCUCUGUCGAAAUUCAAGUUGAUUCAAAAACAUAUAUGAGACAUAAUACAAGUUAAUAGAAGUAAUACUUUCUUCAGGUAGAAGACGUUACUUGAGGAGAAACAGUCGUUAUCGUUAGCCUGUGAUAGGAAACUGAGGACACGUUAAAUGAGAGAUGUUUUGCGACUACUGGGAACCAGUGAUCUUCUAACGUCACUGAUAUCAAUUUACUCUCUAUGAUCCGUCAUGACUUGAAUGUAAAGCUAUGUUGAUCCUGACGUUUCCCACACCUUGUGAUCAGCUGCCUUCUUCUUGUGGUGCUGUAGCCUGUCACUUUGGACCCUGACAAGAUUAUAAAUGUGUAAUACACUUGGUGUUCUAUCGCCUGAUCGUUGUGGUGAAAAUGUGACAUCCAUCAUUAGUAUACUGUUCCACUUUAUUAUGACCAUCAAUCGGUUAUUAGCUCAUUUGACAUUUAUUCUUCCAUUGUAAUUUAUCGUGUAUAAGAAAGAGUAGUGUAUACAUAUUUCAUUAUUGAAUUUGUUUUGUUCAUUAUGUCUACUAAGUGGCAGUAUUUGAAUUCCACGAUACCUAUUACCAGUAUGUGCAUCAUCAGUGCCUCCUAGUCGGUAUCGGUGGAUGUAGUCUUGCUGUUGUAAUACCUUUGAAACAUCAGUUGAUGUGGAAUUUGUUCUUGUAAAACGUUGGAAAAUUUCAGACUUUCUAAACUUAUGGAGUAAUAAAUAACAAACUCAUAAUGAUAAAAAGACUGAGGAACUGUAAAAUAAGACCUUAAGACUGUGUACGCAGUAAAUGUUGUAUAUAGGCUUUGUUCUUGUGAAAACUUACGUUGUUUUUCGAUUAUUAAUGAGACAUUUUGCUUUGUAAAAACAAAUUAUCUUGAAGGUCUUAUUAUAAAACAUUAUUCAAACCACAUAAUUUAGGACACAAUAAACGUUUUUUAUAGACUUCCUGUUCGGAAAACCUACCUUUCAGGAAUCUGACUUGAGGAGUGAUGGACGUUCUUAAUUGGGUAGCAUUGCAUGCAACCUCUCUUUCAUUGCAGCUAUAUUUGUGACUUUUAUGAUACAUAUUUUUAGGUGUCGAACAUUAUCGUUUGCUAUUAUAUAUCAAUCUUGAACGUAUUACUGUAUACAUAAAAACAUCAAUUUUAAGAGAAAUACACACUCGACAGCACGGUUUCUCAAUCUUUUAAGUUUUUGCGUGAUUAUCGUAUAGCUAAAAAAUAAGGAGAAACAGAGAAAAAUGUAAAACACAAGACGUUUUAGUUUUUACCUGAGUUUGAAAUUGAAAGCUACUCCUAAUGUAACUAGAUUUAAUUAAACACUGUUAGGAGUUCUUACACUUACAACUGUUGCUUGUUAGUGUUACUUUGCUUGAAACUUUAUUAUUAUUUUAAAGCCACUAUAAUUUUAAUGAUUUCAAAUAAAGUGAUCACAGCAUUGAUUUAUUAUUUAUAUAACUUAAUUCACAUCUCAUACUUUUAGAUCUCUGAAUAUAGAUAUAUUUUGAUUAUAUUUACAGUGCUUAAAAACGAUCAUGAAAUAUAUCUAUGUCUGAAAUAAAUGCUGUUACUUAUCUAGCACACUUCAGUAUAAAUAUUUUUUAGUUUAGAAAUUAAAAUAGUAGAAAAGUGUAUGCACUGAAUUAUGAACUUAUGAAUUUAGCUUAAUUUUGACAAUAGCAAAAACACGUGAAAUAUAAAAUAUACAGUCGAUAUAUUUGUGUUUCCUUUUUUUAUACAACAGAUUAUUUUAAAAUAAUAGUGUUAUCGUUUUUAGUGCUGUGUUUGAUGACAAUAUUAUUAACUAAUUUGAACCUUAUUUUAGCAUAUGAACGGCCUAGAACAAAAUGUUAACUACUUUAUCAUACCAUUAGGUUUUAAAUUUGUUCUUUCCAAUAUAAUCAGCCGCCAUAGUGGCUCAGCGGUAAGUUUGAAAUAUUAUAACGCUAAA